Molecule: messenger RNA, 675 nt
Organism: Arctia plantaginis
Lineage: Eukaryota; Metazoa; Arthropoda; Insecta; Lepidoptera; Erebidae
Source: the annotation of a GenBank genome assembly
AUGGCUCAAGAUGUUGCAUGCAUUUUUUCUGGAGAAGAAAGCAUAAGGAAUCAAAAACUAAUUUAUCCUGCUGCAUCUAGAAACCAAGACCCAAUCCUACAGGUCUUGAAAAGAUUUAUAAUAAGUGAUACUGAAGAUGAAGAGAGUCCAUUAUUCUUGGAGAUAGCAUCAGGCUCUGGGCAACAUGUAGCUUAUUUCGCACCACAUUUCCCAGGUGUGAGGUUUCAGCCAACUGAAGUGGAUGACAAUUUGUUAGGAAGCAUAACAUACUAUGCAAAGAACUGCACAACAAAAAAUAUUCUUCUACCAAAACUGGUAGAUAUUUGUACAAAAUUAUCAUCAUACGGUUUUCAGGAAAACAGUGUUGAUUACAUGUAUUGUGCAAAUAUGAUUCACAUUAGCCCUUAUGAAUGUACAAUAGGAUUAUUCCAGAAUGCAGGCAAUUAUUUGAAGCCUGAUGCACUGAUGAUCACUUAUGGACCAUAUAGUAAGGAUGGUGUUAUUACACCUGAUAGUAAUGUGCAGUUUGAUGCAUCCCUGAAAGCAAGAAAUGCAUCAUGGGGCCUCCGUGAUAUUGUUGAUUUAGUUAAAUUAGCAGAACAAAAUAAUUUAACUCUCAUAGACACUGUAGAAAUGCCUGCUAAUAAUAAAACACUGAUAUGGAAAAAGAAUUAA